This is a messenger RNA of Fomitopsis serialis, 825 nucleotides long. RefSeq names its product urease accessory protein UreG. The coding region runs from base 1 to 825 and encodes 274 amino acids. Lineage: Eukaryota; Fungi; Basidiomycota; Agaricomycetes; Polyporales; Fomitopsidaceae. The transcript has 6 exons. The record is from RefSeq and is a predicted model, not a curated record. Gene Ontology annotation, molecular function: nickel cation binding; GTPase activity.
AUGAGUACAACGGUGCAGUUCAUCAACAACCUCUCGUCCAGUGGGUCGACUCAGCCGACCCACUCCCAUGCACACGACGGGGAGGCGACGCAUACACAUGGCCCUGGAGAACACGGGCACACGCAUGAACACUUGGACCAUGCAGGGAAGUUCGCGGAGCGCGACCUGCCGGACUACUCUUCGCGCAACUUCGAAGAACGCGGCUUCACCGUCGGUAUCGGAGGGCCCGUAGGCUCAGGCAAGACCGCGCUCACGCUCGCACUCUGCAAGGCACUCCGCCAGGAGUACAACAUCGGUCCGGACCCUCUCACGCCUGUGCUCCCCCCGCUGCGAGUUCUGAUCAAGAACAAGGCCCUCCCCGAGUCGCGCAUCCUCGCGAUCGAGACGGGCGGCUGCCCGCACGCGGCCAUCCGCGAGGACAUCAGCGCGAACAUGGGCGCGCUCGAGACGCUCCAGGCGAAGUACGGCUGCCAGCUCUUGUUCGUGGAGAGCGGGGGCGAUAACCUCGCCGCGAAUUACUCGAGGGAGCUCGCGGACUAUAUCAUAUAUGUGAUCGAUGUCUCGGGGGGACAAAAUCCGCGAAAGGGCGGCCCCGGCAUAUCGCAGUCAGACUUGUUGGUGAUCAACAAGAUCGAUCUUGCCCCGUUCGUGAACGCUUCGCUCGAAGUCAUGAACCGCGACUCGAAGCUCAUGAGGGGAGACGGGCCCACGCUUUUCACCAGUGUAAAAGAGGGUAAGGGCGUACAAGAUGUCAUUGACCUCGUCCUUGCGGCAUGGCGAGCAGCGGGCAGCCCCGGAAAGCCGGGCGCGGUUGGUGACUUGUGA